CCUUUGAAAAAACAAAAGAAGUUUUAAAAUGUUGUAAUUUUUCUAUUUCAUUAUGUUUAAAAGAUUUAAAGGAAAAGAACAUAUUAAGGGAAUAACCCAGUUAAAAUCAUCUGCACAGAAAGCUUUAAAAAAUAGAAUUAUAGAAAUAUAUCCAGAUCUUGAUCCGUUUAUGAAUGAGAUUUUUCCUAAAAAAUCGCAGUUAACUCUUAUUAAAUGUGAGGAAAGGAUUUCAUUAUAUAGUCUUAAUAAUGAAGUUCUUUUUUUCCAAUACUUUGACAAUAUUUAUCCUCAUUUAAAAUUAAUUCACAAAUAUCCAGAUGGAUUCUUAAAAGUUCAAGCUGAUCAAGGUGUAAUUAAAUCGAUCCUUUCUGGCGCUAAUCUUAUGUGUCCUGGUUUAACAUCAAAAGGUUCCUAUUGUCCUGAUGAUAUUGAUGCUCAAAAGACAGUUUCAAUUAUGGUAUGUGGGAAAGAACAUGCGGUUGCUGUAGGUAUAACAAAGUUAUCUUCUAAUGAUAUAAAAAUAAUCAACAAGGGAAUUGGCAUUGAAAAUAUACAUUAUAUUGGGGAUAGUCUGUGGAAUUUGGUAUUAGAUUAAUAAUAUUAUUAGAAAUAUAUUCGUAAAUAAAUAUAAUUUA
Molecule: messenger RNA, 635 nt
Organism: Pneumocystis carinii B80
Lineage: Eukaryota; Fungi; Ascomycota; Pneumocystomycetes; Pneumocystales; Pneumocystaceae
Exons: 7
Coding region: 53-595 (180 amino acids)
Biological process (GO): formation of translation preinitiation complex
Molecular function (GO): RNA binding
Source: RefSeq, a predicted model, not a curated record